CUUUGACGACUAUCACCACUGUGGCUUCGACUUGCACUAGCUAUGAUUCGGCACCUGAGAUGAGGAUCGAAACUGCUUCUGAUUACUUCCGAUACGCAGUGGUCGGAGCGGUAGCAAGCCAAGACGCCAAACAAUGGAGCCAUUCUCCUUCGCGAGCUCUGAGGCUGUCCAUUAUCCUGUCAGGGUCCGGAUAAUCAACUUGGAAGGCGACGAAACCCCUUACCAGUUCUCCACGCUCCUCGAGAAGCCAGAGCUUCGCCACACUGGCUCUAACACCAGCUCCCAUUCGGAUCUCUACGUCACUGUGCAAGUUUGGGCAGGCUCGAAGCCCCUUACUGUCCCUGUCCAAACAGCAUAUAAAGCUUUUAGGACAGAACGAAAAUGGAAUGAAUGGCUGACUCUGCCGAUAAACUACUCCAAUCUGCCAAUCAACUCAUGCCUUGCCCUCACGAUAUGGGAUUUGUCUCCCACUGGGGGCAGCAAUGCCCAAGGACAUGCCAUUCCCUUCGGUGGCACCACGAUCCCGUUGUUUGAUAAGGAUAAUCAGAUUCACAAGGGCCGCCAAAAAUGCCACGUCUACAGACACAAGCUUGCCGACGGCAACGACAACACAACUACCUCGGCAGUCGAAGGGAGAAGAAGGCUGGGAAGAAAAGGCGAGGCUAUCGUCGUCGAUAAGGACGCUGAAGAGAUGGACAGAAUGGAAAUACUUUUUAAGAAGCACGAAAUGGGUGAGAUAGCCAAGGUAGACUGGCUGGAUCAGCUCGUCUUCCGUGGCUUCGAGAAGCGUAACUUGCAGGUUGCGAAAGCGUCCGUCAAGGACUUGGAGCGACAGCGUGCACACAAAAGCAUCACCAAGGACAGCGGCGGAGAGAACGUGCAAGACACAGUCCAGGAUGGAGACCCCAGUCCUGGUCCCUCCAAGUUCACGCUCAACGUGGAGCUCCCCCGUUUCGACUUCCCAGUCGUCUUUGCCGAUCACGAGUACGCCCCGCCACCAAUAUCCUCGCUACAACAUCUCUCGGCCUCACAGUCUAAUAUUCAGCUGAAACCGCCACCAGAAGUCAUGUAUGGGCCCGGUAUCGACGGAAUCGGUGUAUCAGAUGGCGUGGGGAGUCGAUUGGUCCGCGUCUACGACCCAGAGGUCGGGCAGAGAGAUAAUCCAGCUGAGAGCAAGCACAGGCGGCUCGUCCGAAGCCAGCAUAGACACGGGAUAUUGGACAAGGACCUCAAACCGAAUGCGAAGACGCGAGACGAACUCAAUAACAUCAUGGAGUACUCUCCAACUCAACAACUAUCCCCCGAGGAGAAGGACCUCAUAUGGAAAUUCCGGUACCACCUGAAUCGGGACAAGAGAGCACUUACUAAAUUUGUCAAGUCGGUCAACUGGCAGGACCAAAGCGAAGCGAAGCAAGCUGUGCAAGUCCUCGGAAGAUGGACAGACAUUGAUGUUGACGAUGCUCUGGAAUUACUAGGACCGACGUUUGACAAUGCUACUGUUCGGGCCUACGCCGUCCGGCGACUACACAAGGCGGACGAUGAUGAGCUCCUGCUUUACCUUCUUCAGCUCUGCCAGGCUCUCAAAUUCGAGCAUAUUUCUCCCGAGUCUGGUCAAGAAGUCACGCAGGACUCAUCGUUGGCGAAGUUUCUGAUUUCCCGAGCAGUCAAUAAUUUUGUGCUCGGGAAUUACUUCUACUGGUACCUGAUGGUAGAAUGCGACGACGUGAGCGACGACCAAGCACCUGAGGUCCGAAAGAUGUUCCAGAAGGUGGCUUUUGACUUCAUGACUGAACUCGAAAAGCGCGCGGACGGCAAAGAGACCAGGAAGCUGCUUUUGCGGCAAGCUGAGUGGAUUGCGAUCCUGUCCAGGAUUUCCAUUGAGAUCAAGGAGUCAAAUGAGACGAUACCUCGAAGAACUGACCGGGUCAAGCACUUCUUGGCUGACCCCAAGAACGAGCUCAUCACUAUAGACCCGCCCUUGCCACUGCCGCUUGAUCCGUCUGUAAAGAUCGUCGGCGUGGCGCCUCAGGAGACAGUCGUUUUCAAAUCAUCGCUUCACCCUAUCAAAGUGGCCUUCAAGACCACGACGGGACAGAAUUACCCCAUCAUCUUCAAAACAGGUGACGACUUGCGGCAGGAUCAGCUGGUUAUCCAGAUCAUCACCCUGAUGGACCAGCUUCUACAGAAAGAAAACUUGGACCUGAAGCUUACGCCAUACAAGAUCCUUGCUACCAGCACGAGCGCGGGUCUGUCCCAGUUCGUCCCCUCGAUACCCUUCCAGAAUAUCGUGACCAAGUACAAGAACGCCCCGGUCCUUGCCUACCUCAAACAGAACAACCCCGACGACAAGGCACCCCUCGGCCUGCGCAAAGAAACCCUAGACACGUUCGUGAGAUCAUGCGCGGGCUACUGCGUCAUCACGUACAUCCUGGGAGUCGGCGACCGACAUCUGGACAACCUCCUCCUGGCCCCCGAUGGGCACUUUUUCCAUGCCGAUUUCGGUUUCAUCUUGGGCCGCGACCCCAAGCCCUUUGCGCCGGCCAUGAAGAUCUCCAAGGAGAUGGUCGAAGCCAUGGGAGGCACCAGCAGUGAACACUACCGCCAGUUCACUCAAUACUGUUACCUGGCCUACGCCGCGUUGCGGAAGUCAAGCAACCUUAUUCUCAACCUGUUCAGCCUGAUGGUCGACGCGAACAUCCCGGACAUAAAGCUCGAGCCGGACAAAGCGGUAGUCAAGGUCAAGGAGAGGCUACAGCUCGAGCUUAACGAGGAGAACGCCCUCCGGCAUCUGGCAAGGGUGAUCGAUGAUAACCUGUACGCGUAUGCACCAGUGAUGAUCGACCGUUUGCAUGCGAUGACACAGGCAUUCCGAGCCUGAGGCGGGCGUCCCAACCUGUCGGUGGGCCGCCAGUGUCUCAGGCAGUUGUUGGUGUAAUGAACUCGGGCCCUCACCGAUCGAGGUAUGGGGGUCAUUAUACUACUUCUAUGUACAAUUUAACCUGCGUUGAUACCCUAUUGGACGAGAAUAAAGUGCAGCCUCUUCGGCUUUC
Messenger RNA from Diaporthe batatas, 3050 nucleotides. Its product is annotated as phosphatidylinositol 3-kinase VPS34. The record is from RefSeq and is a predicted model, not a curated record. Gene Ontology annotation, molecular function: 1-phosphatidylinositol-3-kinase activity. Gene Ontology annotation, biological process: endocytosis; autophagosome assembly; phosphatidylinositol-mediated signaling. NCBI's taxonomy places the organism in Eukaryota, Fungi, Ascomycota, Sordariomycetes, Diaporthales, Diaporthaceae. Gene Ontology annotation, cellular component: endosome; membrane; phosphatidylinositol 3-kinase complex, class III, type II. The coding region runs from base 134 to 2878 and encodes 914 amino acids. The transcript has 2 exons.